ACACCAAGAGCGCCCGUGAACCACUCACCAAGUCACUCACUAGAGCUGAAUGAAUGCCAUGGUGAAAUGCUGCCUCCUCCUCCUACCCCUCUUCUUGGCGGUUCUCUUGCCCGAGGCGCGCGCGGCUUCGUGCCACCCCGACGACCUAAGCGCGCUGCGGGGCUUCGCCGGGAACCUCAGCGGGGGGGCCGUUCUCCUUCGCGCCGCGUGGUCCGGCACCGUCUGCUGCGGCUGGGACGGCGUGGGCUGUGACGCCGCCAGCGGCCGCGUCACGGCGUUGCGCCUCCCUGGACGCGGCCUCGCGGGCGCCAUCCCAGGAGCCUCCCUCGCCGGCCUCGCCCGGCUAGAGGAACUCGACCUCGGCUACAACCGCUUGCAAAACAUCUCAGGGGUGCUCACCAUGCUGCGUGGGUGCCACGACCUCGCCACCCUGAUCCUCACCAAGAAUUUCGGCGGCGAGGAGCUGCCCGGCGUCGGCGACGACAUUGUUGUUGCCGGGUGCAAGAGCCUCGUGGUGUUCGACCUCGGCGACUGUGCUCUCAGGGGCGGCGUUCCGGAAUGGCUGUCUCAGUGCAAGAACAUGGAGGUGCUUGACUUGUCCCGCAACCAGCUGGUCGGCGCCGUCCCGUCGUGGGUCGGCAGCCUCGACCACCUUUGCUACCUGGAUCUCUCCAACAAUACGUUGGUCGGGGAGGUACCCAAGAGCUCCAAGGGCCUCAACACCUCCGGGUGCUCACCGGGCAUCGGCCUCACCGACAUGUCGUUGUAUCGUCUGAAGCGUAGCGGAGGAGGCACGCUUCGCCGGCAGCUCAAGCAUGCCCCGAACGUCAUAGCCGGGACCAACAACGUUGUGAGAUCCGGGAGCAACAACGUGGUGGCCGGGAACGACAACACCAUCAUAGUUGGGAACGACAACGCCGUGUCCGGGAGCUAUCAGGUCGUAUACGGGAAUAACCAUGUCGUGACCGGGGAUCACCAUGUCGUGGCUGGGAGCAACCAUGCCGCGUCCGGGAGCUACCAUGUCGUGAUUGGGAAACACAACAUUGUGUCCGGGACACACAACGACGUAGGAGGGAGCAAAAAUAUCGUAUCUGGGAGCAAAAAUGUUGUAUCUGGGAGCCAUAAUACCGUGUCCGGUAAGAACCAUUUCGUAACCGGGCACAACAAAGUCGUAACCUGAGGUUAAUGACUGUGCACAUCAUGGUAUAAGUGUGUGCGCUGCAGCAUCCGUCCCUUCACGUUGACGGAAGAUGUACUCUCGGGCAUGAUAAUUAAAGAAUAAAUAAAGAGACUCAUAUAUU
Messenger RNA from Hordeum vulgare subsp. vulgare (domesticated barley), 1301 nucleotides. RefSeq names its product phytosulfokine receptor 2-like. NCBI's taxonomy places the organism in Eukaryota, Viridiplantae, Streptophyta, Magnoliopsida, Poales, Poaceae. The record is from RefSeq and is a predicted model, not a curated record. The transcript has a single exon. Bases 50 to 1180 code for a protein of 376 amino acids. Gene Ontology annotation, molecular function: protein binding.